AUGACUGAUCAGGCCAGCACUGCGUCGGGUCCAACCCGAAUCUCUAUUCUUGGAUCCGACUCUAUCAUUGUCGACCACGACAUCUGGCGAUCUUUCGUUUCUGAAGACCUUCUCGAGAACAUCAAAUCCUCUACCUAUAUUCUUAUUACCGAUACUAAUCUCCAUGAUCGCUAUGUUCCUCCUUUCGUGGACAUUUUCAAUAAAGCCGUCGAGGCUCGAGGCCUACAGUCUCGACUUCUUACCUAUACAAUUCCCCCGGGUGAAACUUCUAAAAGUCGUGAGACUAAAGCUGAAAUAGAGGAUUGGAUGCUCUCCGAACAAUGCACGAGGGAUACAGUCAUCAUUGCUCUGGGUGGUGGUGUUAUUGGUGACAUGAUCGGUUACGUUGCCGCCACUUUCAUGCGCGGCGUCCGCUUUGUUCAGGUUCCUACCACCCUACUUGCUAUGGUCGACUCGUCUAUUGGCGGCAAGACUGCCAUCGAUACCCCUAUGGGCAAAAACCUUAUUGGAUCGUUCUGGCAGCCCCGGCGCAUCUACAUUGAUCUCGCUUUCCUCGAAACCCUCCCAGUACGCGAGUUCAUUAAUGGCAUGGCCGAGGUGGUUAAGACAGCUGCUAUCUGGAAUGAGUCUGAGUUUACGGCCCUAGAAGAAAAUGCUGCUUUAAUCUUAAGCACUAUUCGAUCCAAGACUGCCAACCCUAGUGAUAGGUUACUUCCAAUUCGAGCCAUACUCAAGCGCAUCGUUCUCGCCUCUGCUCGCGUCAAGGCCGAAGUUGUCUCCAAAGAUGAAAAGGAGGGCGGCCUACGAAACCUCCUUAACUUCGGUCACUCCAUUGGUCAUGCGUACGAGGCAAUUCUCACACCUCAGGUCUUGCACGGUGAAGCUGUAGCUAUUGGAAUGGUUAAGGAGGCUGAACUAGCUCGUUACCUUGGCGUUUUACGGCCUGGAGCAGUAGCUCGGCUGGUUAAGUGUAUUGCAAGCUACGACUUACCGACCUCCCUCCAUGACAAGCGUAUUGUGAAGUUAACGGCCGGUAAGAAAUGCCCUGUUGACGUACUACUUGAGAAGAUGGCCGUAGAUAAGAAGAACGAAGGGAAGAAGAAGAAGAUUGUGCUUCUAUCUGCCGUAGGUCAAACACAUGAGCCUCGCGCUAGCGUAGUCGAUGAUAGUGCUAUUAGAGUUGUUCUCUCCCCUGCUAUUCGCGUCAAGCCGGGAGUACCUCAAGGACUCAAUGUGCAGGUAACCCCUCCUGGAUCCAAGAGCAUCUCUAACCGGGCUCUGGUACUUGCUGCACUUGGUCAAGGAACUUGCCGAGUCAAGAAUCUUCUCCACUCAGAUGAUACCGAGUACAUGUUGUCGGCAAUCGCCAAACUCAAUGGGGCCUCCUACUCGUGGGAGGACGCUGGCGAAGUCCUCGUGGUUACAGGACAAGGCGGACAACUACAAGCGAGUGACGAACCUCUCUACCUCGGGAAUGCGGGCACGGCUUCUCGUUUCUUAACAACAGUAGUCGCUUUGUGCUCGCCUUCAACCGCGACUUCGACUGUCCUAACCGGAAAUGCUAGGAUGAAGGUCAGACCCAUAGGCCCCCUCGUUGAUGCCCUACGAUCAAACGGUAUCAAUAUCAAAUACCUUGGACAGGAACACAGUCUCCCAGUACAAGUUGAUGCUGCUGGUGGGCUAGAUGGAGGUGUCAUUGAACUCGCUGCUACGAUUUCAUCCCAAUAUGUUUCGUCACUCCUAAUGUGCGCUCCGUAUGCCAAGAAGCCCGUGACUCUUCGCUUGGUGGGUGGCAAGCCAAUAUCACAACUCUAUAUCGAUAUGACUAUCGCCAUGAUGAAGUCGUUUGGUGUUACUGUUACAAAAUCGGCCGACGAACCACACACGUACCAUAUUCCUCAGGGUGUAUACAAAAACCCAGAUGAAUAUGUUGUAGAAAGCGACGCGAGCUCAGCAACGUACCCUCUCGCAGUUGCAGCCAUAACCGGGACUACCUGUACGAUCCCAAAUAUCGGCGCAAGUUCACUGCAGGGCGACGCCCGUUUCGCAACCGAUGUGCUACGUCCCAUGGGAUGCACUGUGGAACAGACUGCUACGUCAACGACAGUGACUGGGCCGAGCCCAGGCAGCUUGAAGGGUAUUGAAGUCGAUAUGGAGCCUAUGACUGAUGCUUUCUUGACUGCAUCCGUUCUUGCAGCGGUAGCAUCUGGUGAGACGCGGAUCACUGGAAUUGCCAACCAACGCGUCAAAGAGUGCAAUCGUAUCGCAGCAAUGAGGGAGCAGCUCGCGAAAUUUGGUGUACAUUGUAGUGAGCUUGAGGACGGUAUUGUCAUUGCCGGUAAGAAGUUGACGGAACUUUCAAAACCGAGCGAGGGUAUUUACUGUUAUGACGACCAUCGCGUGGCAAUGAGCUUCAGCGUCAUUUCCAUAAUAGCACCGGGGCCUGUCCUAAUCCUAGAACGCGAAUGCACCGGAAAGACGUGGCCCGGCUGGUGGGAUGUGUUAGCCCAGUCAUUCGGGGCUGGCCUGGAGGGCGAUGACGUUGUGCCUACAUCUCACAAGAAAGCAAAGCAAGCUGAGACUGGGUCUUCUAUCUUCAUUAUCGGUAUGCGAGGCGCCGGAAAGACUACGACAGGUCGCUGGGUCGCCAACAUACUCAAACGCCCUUUUAUUGAUCUUGAUCAUGAAUUGGAACGACGAGCUGGCAUGACAAUCCCUCAGAUUAUACAGGAAAGUGGUCGGGGCUGGGAAGGCUUCAGGAGUGACGAGCUCGAGCUUCUAAAGGAUGUCAUCAAGAACCAAGGCCGGGGCCACGUCUUUUCUUGUGGUGGUGGCAUAGUUGAGACUCCCGAGGCUCGGGAGUUACUCAUUUCUUACCAUCGCAAUGGCGGUGUAACACGUCCUGCUUACACCGAGGAGAUACGAGGCGUAUACGAGCGACGCAAGCCCUUCUUCCAAGAAUGCAGUAACUACGAAUACCACAGUCCUUACCUUGAUUCUCCCGGAGGUCUCCAAGACAUCCCUGCCGACUUUUCCCGAUUCGUAUUAGCAAUUACUGGGAGAGGUAAUCAUCUUGAGGAUGCCAAGAAGAAGCGACAGUCCUUUUUUGUGUCCCUAACUGUGCCCAGCGUAUCAUCAGCGCUGGAUGUGAUCCCGCGAGUUGUAGUUGGUGCGGACGCUGUGGAAUUACGAGUUGAUCUACUUGACGACAUCUCCCCGGAAUCAGUAGGAAAACAGAUCUCACUUCUACGCUCUACCGCAAAAAUACCGAUCAUAUUCACGGUCCGAUCUAACUCCCAAGGUGGUCGUUUUAGCUAUACAUCUGAAAAGGAGUUGCUUACCCUAUACCAAACGGCAGCACGUACAGGAGUGGAAUAUGUCGACCUCGAGAUGACGCUUUCGGAUGAAACUCUAGAUACAAUUAUCCAGUCUCUAGGUAAAUCUACACGGAUUAUCGCGUCACACCAUGACCCAGAGGGUAAGUUGUCCUGGAGGAAUGGCGGUUGGCAAACGUGGUACAACCGAGCUUUACAAUACGGUGACAUCAUCAAGCUCGUAGGUGUCGCGAACAAAUUAGAAGACAAUUACUCGUUGGCUACCUUUAAGGACAGGAUGUUUGCUGCACACGGGAAGCCGAUCAUAGCUCUCAACAUGGGCACCGUUGGGAAGCUCUCCCGGAUAUUGAAUGGCUUCUUAACGCCUGUCUCACAUCCUGACCUACCAUUCAAAGCAGCUCCUGGCCAAUUAUCAGCCGCUGAGAUCCGCAGCGGCCUAGCUCUAAUCGGGGAAAUUGAGCCUAAGCGGUUCUACCUUAUUGGAAACCCGAUUUCUGCGUCGCGGUCACCGGCUCUGCACAACAGCCUAUUCCGCCAAUCUGGGUUGCCUCAUAAGUACUCUCUAUUCGAAACUUCUUCUGCCACAGACGUGAUAAAAACAAUCAAAUCACCUGAUUUUGGGGGAGCGUCAGUCACGAUUCCAUUAAAGCUUGACAUCAUGCCGCUACUUGAUGAGAUCUCGGAGUCGGCCACUGCCAUUGGUGCUGUGAAUACAGUAAUACCUAUACCUUCGCAGGAUGGAUCGGAACCGCGCUUGCUCGGUGAUAACACAGACUGGCGUGGCAUGGUCUAUUCACUGCGGUCGGCUGGAUUGGUGACAGCAACGGAAUCAACGGAAGGCGGUGCAAUGGUGGUAGGCUCUGGUGGUACUAGCCGAGCAGCUAUAUACGCCCUGCACUCCCUCGGAUACAGCCCUAUCUACGUCGUCGCACGAAACCCUAAUGCUGCAGACUAUCUUCGUUCGUCUUCGUCAUUCCGUGACAACAUCAAGAUCGAGCAGGUAGCCGAAGCUAGCCAGGUACACAAGCUACCAAACGUCAUCAUUAGCACAGUGCCCGCAGACAAGCCUAUCGAUAAUUCGAUGUGGGAACUAUUGACAACCCUGUUGCAACAGACUAAGAAUAUCGAAGGCCCACGAGUUUUAUUAGAGAUGGCUUACAAGCCUCGCCGUACGCCAUUGAUGGAGUUGGCUGAGAACUCGGGAUGGGCUACUAUUCCUGGUCUGGAGGUGCUCGCCUCCCAAGGCUAUUACCAGUUCCAACUCUGGACAGGUAUUGUACCCCUGUUCUCCGAUGUACGCACGGCUGUACUGGGCGAUGGUGAAAAUCAGCCCGCCGCUUCCAGCUGA
This is a messenger RNA of Daldinia childiae, 4683 nucleotides long. RefSeq names its product Pentafunctional AROM polypeptide. The record is from RefSeq and is a predicted model, not a curated record. Bases 1 to 4683 code for a protein of 1560 amino acids. Gene Ontology annotation, molecular function: 3-dehydroquinate dehydratase activity; shikimate kinase activity; 3-dehydroquinate synthase activity. NCBI's taxonomy places the organism in Eukaryota, Fungi, Ascomycota, Sordariomycetes, Xylariales, Hypoxylaceae. Gene Ontology annotation, cellular component: cytoplasm. Gene Ontology annotation, biological process: chorismate biosynthetic process; aromatic amino acid biosynthetic process. The transcript is spliced from 3 exons.